AUUUACAAUAUUAAUAAAAUUUUAUUUUAAAAUAUAAUUUAAAUUUAUCUGUUAAAAAAAGUUUUAAAUUUUUUUACUGCACAUGGUACAGGAAGACACCUAGUUCAAUCUUGAAACAAGAACAAAACAAGAUAAGCUUUAAGUAUUUUUGGUCUAGUUUCUUGUUUUCUAUAAAACGGCAAAAAGGAAAGUGAUAAAUAAGAAUUAGUUUGAUAAAAAAAAAAAGCAAUAAGAAUUGGCGAAGACAAAAAGAAAGGAAAAUUUUGAUUUCAAUGGAAAAGGAAAUUACGAUGCAUGUCUUUGACUAUAAAAGGAAGACGUCCCCCAACUAACCAAGAGUAACAAAGAGCAAUACAAACAGAAAGAGAGAACUAGACAGAAGAGUUGCGAGUUUUGUGUCAGUUUCUAUCAAGCAACAAGUUCACAUUAGGUUUAAAUCAUGCCGAAGAACAAAGGAAAAGGAGGAAAGAACAUAAAGAGAGGGAAAAAAGAAGCAGAAGACGAUAAAAGAGAAAUCAUCUUCAAAGAAGACGGCCAAGAAUACGCUCUUGUUCUCCGUAUGUGCGGAAACGGACGGUGCGAAGCCAAGUGCAUAGACGGAGUCACGAGGAUGUGUCACAUCAGAGGUAAGCUGCACAAGAAGGUUUGGAUUAGCGCUGGUGACAUUAUUCUUGUCGGACUCAGGAUGGAUAUGGACAACGACACCAAAGCCGACGUUAUCCAUAAGUAUACUCUUGACGAAGCUCGAUUUCUCAAGGGUUGUGGUGAGAUUCCUCGUGAUGUUCGCCUAAGCGAAGGGAUUGCUGGUGGGUUUGAUGAUGAUAGUGAUCAUGAAGGUGGUGGUGUUGCUAAUGAUUACUUUGAGUUUGGUGAUGAUGAGAUUGAUAGGCUCUAAGUAAGCUUUCCAUGUAUCAUUAUUAUUUUAUGUUGAAAAUUGAAAUACUUAACUUUUUUUUUUGAUAACCGAGUGUCCUGGCCCCACCGUGGUGGUCCAGACUAGAGACCGAGUCCUUAGCGGGUUCAACACCCAGACAGUGGCCUUCGGUCUCGGGCGCCAGAGCAAGUCCGCAUGUGAAUUCCCUGGUGGCCAGUGGGAAUCGAACCCGGGUCCGUAUUGGGGCCGAAGCUCCCUCAAGACCACUAGGCUAACCCCGCUGGUUUAAUAUAUAUAACUUCCGGUCUAGUUAUUUGAAUAGUUUAUAAAUAUUUUCAUUCUUUAUUUGAAUAUUUUUCCUAGAUAUCGAUGUUUAGUUUGAAGAUUGAUUUAUUUGAGAGAAACAAAACCUGAGUUGUCGUAUACAACUCAUACUCUUUCCCAAUUUUUGCAAGCUCUAAAAUAAGAGCAUUGGAAUGCAACCAUUCGUGUGGUACGAUAUCUGAAAUGGAACCCAAGACAUGGAAUAUUACUUAAGGCAGGGCAACCUUUGACUUUGAAUGCUUGGUGUGAUGCGGACUGGGGAGAUGGUCCCAUCACACGGAGAUCCUCUUUUAUUCAGCUAGGUGGGUCACCGGUUUCUUGGAAAACAUUCAAACAAGACACAAUCUCUCGCUCGUUGACGGAGGCAGUAUACAAGGCAAUGUCGGAUACAGUUCAAGAGUUGAUUUGGUUGAAGAAUCUACUGACUAUAUUUGGCGUCUGCUUUGACAAACCAAUUACGGUUCAUUGUGCUAACAUUUCAACAAUUCAUAUAGAAACUAAUCUCAUUUUCCAUGAAAGGACGAAGCAUGUUGGAAUUAAUUAUCAUUUCAUAAGCGAUAAGAUCGUAAGAGUAAGAGGUUUUGUUACAACAAAACAUGUUUCGACAAAAAUACAACUUUUUGAUAUUUUGACAAAGGCACUGGGUAAGAAAGUGUUUACAGCAUUUCUUAUCAAGUUGGGAGUUUUCUAACUUGAGGGAAGGUAUAUGUACAUAUCUACAUUAGUUAUGGUUGGAUAUGAUCGUAUAUUUUGUGUAUCUACGUUUUAGGAUAGAAAUAUUUGUAAAAAUAUAAGGUCUUGAACCUAAGAAUCAAUCAGAAAACACUUUCCAUAUACUCUGUUUUCUGACAAAACAUUUCCAAUUUUUACUAGUUAAUUAAUGAUUCUUAAUUAAUAAGAAAAUCUAGACUUUCCAAAAUUCUCGUACUUAUCCACAAAAAUAUAAAUCAACAAUGCAUGUAUAUAUAAAUGUAUAACUGAUUGGUAUGUUAAAAGAAGAAGAGAAGAAAACAUAGAAAGACUGAAAAUUUUGGUGAACGAAGAAAAAUAAGAAAAUGGAUACAGGUUUCAUCCUAACCAUCGUCUUUGUGGCGCUCAUCAUCAUCUCGGCUCUUGUAGCUUGCUUGUUUUGCGCCCCACGACUUAUCAAACGGUUUGCGAGCGAUGCAUAGUUAUUAUUUUGUUACCAAUUAAUUAUGUCAUUUUUGUUAGUUUUCAAUUAAGUUUUGUUUCGCUUAAUGAUAUUGUAACUCUAUAAUAUUUGCAUAAUUGAAUUAUGGUUUUAUUAUGUUGCAGUGUUACAUACUACUAGUACUAUAUCUAUUAUCAAUUUAUCAUCAACCUAACUUUUGAGAAAUUGCAAAACCAGUUUUAACUUUU
Messenger RNA from Brassica napus (rape), 2578 nucleotides. Its product is annotated as eukaryotic translation initiation factor 1A-like. Gene Ontology annotation, cellular component: cytoplasm. Gene Ontology annotation, molecular function: RNA binding; translation initiation factor activity. Gene Ontology annotation, biological process: translational initiation. The coding region runs from base 440 to 895 and encodes 151 amino acids. The transcript has a single exon. The record is from RefSeq and is a predicted model, not a curated record. NCBI's taxonomy places the organism in Eukaryota, Viridiplantae, Streptophyta, Magnoliopsida, Brassicales, Brassicaceae.